Messenger RNA from Cryptomeria japonica (Japanese cedar), 2296 nucleotides. RefSeq names its product protein GAMETE EXPRESSED 1. NCBI's taxonomy places the organism in Eukaryota, Viridiplantae, Streptophyta, Pinopsida, Cupressales, Cupressaceae. The record is from RefSeq and is a predicted model, not a curated record. The transcript is spliced from 7 exons. Bases 275 to 2170 code for a protein of 631 amino acids.
CAACUGAUCUGAGAAGCCAAAUCGAUUACAAAUAUAUAUUAUAAUUAAAAGAAGAACUGUUAAAAAAUGCUCUGUUAAACAUCAACCUCAAUGGUGGUGCCUUGUAAACAAAGAAAUUGAAAAAAACAAAAACGAAAAAAAACAGAAAAACAAAGAAAUUGAAAGCAAGGUGCCCUGUAUGCAAAUAAAUUCAAACGGAGAUGUCCUUUUAAACAGAGAAAAUUUCAAGUAAGAACGAAAUUUGGAAGAUAUGCAAUUCUGAUUUCGGGUAAGCAUGAGUGAGCCAGCAAGAGCAAGAGCAAUGGGCAGAGUGUCAGUGUCCUUGUUUCUUGUAAUUUUGUUGUCUUCAAGAUUUUAUGCUGUUCAUGGGUGGGGUUGGUUUUCUUCCUCACAGAUGAGUGAGGAAGGAGGAGGAGAAGAAGAAAGCACUAGUAGUGAUUUUGACAUUGAGGCAGCGGACAAUGCCAAGGGCAAAGAUUUGGUGAGGGAAGCAAAGGAGAGGGUGGUUUUAUCUGGGUCGUGUUGGCAGCAGGCUUAUGAGCACCUGUUUUCUAGCUGCAAAAAGAUAUUGCAGGAGGAGGAGAAGAAAUCGAGAUUAGCAUGGCAUAUGACAGAGUGCUUUCAGAAGGAGUCUGGAAGAGGCCCUCUUCCUUCCUGCUCUUCAAACAGUCUCAUCCUCCCCUGCCUCAAGAAGCUCAACGAUGCACAGCACAAGGUCUACCUUGCUUUCUUCAUUAACACCAACGCAAUGUGCCAUCAUUUGCAAAGUAAUGCAUUCAAGAAAGAUACGGAAAGGGUUGUGAACGAGUUGAAGUCAUCUGCUCAUUGGGUAGUGGACAAACUAGGUAAAAUAGAAGAACAAUCAGAUACUUUGUUAGAGUUUUCUGGUCAAAUCCACAAUUCACUCAUCAAUAUUGAGUCCCAAGCGACGGUGCUGAUGGAGAGAUCAAAAACAGCAGAAGAUAAAAUAACAAAUGUCUUAGAGAAGUCCAAUGCCAUUUUUGAGCAAUCUCAUCACAUAACUAAUACUCAAUCCAAAUUGCAAGAACAACAGUUAAAUAUGCAGAAAACUAUGGAUUCCAGCAUGGCCAAUCUUGAAAAGUCCUACACAAACUUAGGGGAAGGUAUAGGGUUCCUUCAAAAAUUAACACAACAAACUCAAAUGGAAAUAACUCAAGUGACUGGUAGCAUGUCAUCCCAAUUAGAUAACCUUCAAAGUAAAACAGAUGACAUUGGCAAUGUAGUGACCUUGUCAUUAGAUCAACAGAAGCAAUUACUGAGUGGACAAAGUCUUGCAUUACAAGGUCUUGAUACUCUUACUCAACAUCAAGUUGAAGCAUUCAAAGAAAGCAGAGCAUCAUUACAACAACUUUCUGAUGGUGCUCGACGACAACAAAUCGAAUUUAGUUUAUACCAAGAGGAACUCCAGCAAACUCACACACGCCUCGCACAUAGUUCCUCUGCAAUUUUGGCAGCUCAGGAAGCAUUUGAAUCAAAACAAAGCACCAUGUUAAUGACUCUUGAUAAAUUAUUUUCUUUACAAAAUGCUAUCUUACUUGAGUCUCGAGCUGUGAAGACCAUCUUUUUCUAUCUGGUCAUGUUGUGCGUGUUGUAUUUACUAACCAGUGCGAAGCAAAGCAAUGAUGUUAGAGGCACUUUGUACUUAGGACUUUGUACAACAUUUGCCAUUGAAUUCUUCAUACUUCGCAUCAAAGGCAAUGAAUUUUCACAAGAUUGGGUUUCUUCAACAACAUUCUAUGUUAGGACUUCAUUUAUAUCCAUUGCUAUUCUUUAUCUCGCCAUUUCACUUAUCAGAUACAGGGACUAUGAACGACUGAACUACAGAAUGCUGUUAGAAAUACAAGAGAAGAUAAAAAUGCUAGAUCCUUAUCUAGACAAGAAUCGAGACUUGGUAUAUUGUAAGAAAUCUAAGCUAAUGGAAAUUGAUAGAACAACCCAACACCAUUUCAUAGAAAGAGCUCCUAUAUUUCAAAGGAAAAGAUGUAUAGUUGGGGACUUGGAUCACCACUCUUAUGCAUCGUUUCUUAAUGCUCAGUUGGGAGAGGAUGAUAGCUCAGAUGAUCCGGAUUAUGAGCUUCCAUUGAGUGUUACACAAGAAUUUUCUCUCACACCCAAGACAUACAAUUUUCGCCCUCGUUCUCAAAAUUGAUCUCUAUGUCAAGCUAAUCUUGUAUUUUAAAGACCAAAAAUAUUGGAUCAUUGUAUUUUUAGUUCCUGCCAAAAACUAUAGGCAAAGGGACUGUAGUUAACUUGUUAUUAAAUUUUAUUUUUUUUA